This is a messenger RNA of Lodderomyces oxycetoniae, 2115 nucleotides long. RefSeq lists its product as uncharacterized. Gene Ontology annotation, molecular function: chromatin binding. The transcript has a single exon. Lineage: Eukaryota; Fungi; Ascomycota; Pichiomycetes; Serinales; Debaryomycetaceae. Gene Ontology annotation, biological process: DNA replication initiation. Bases 1 to 2115 code for a protein of 704 amino acids. The record is from RefSeq and is a predicted model, not a curated record. Gene Ontology annotation, cellular component: nucleolus.
AUGGGGAAGAGGAAAUUGAAACCACAAGAUAUAGAACGUCGUAAGAAGUUGAAACGUGAUCAGGAUGCACAAUUAUCUGUGGGACUUUUCAAUGAAGGGGAAAUCAAAAGUGAUGAUGACGAUGCUGAUGAAGAGAAGGGCAAUGCCAAUUGGGAAAAUGAGGAACAGGAUUAUGAGUUGAGACCAAGAGUAUUGAAAGAAAAGCAUUUGGUUGAGUCGUUACCUAUUAAGCACCAAGAUGGAACGGUUGAGAAGGUUAUACGAGAAGUUGUGGAGAAGAAGCAGCUCAAGGAGGAAGAAGAGGAAGAAGAGGAAGAGGAAGAGGAAGAGGAACUAAAGGAAGAGGAAGAAGAGGACGAGUACGCCAGCCUUACUCCACAAGAGAAACUUAUCAAGACCAAGGAGGAUAUAGCAGAACUAGCUUCGAAACUAAUAGAAAACCCCGAAGAAAACGUAUCGUGUUUAACGAGAUUAAGAAAAAUGUCUGAAUCUAAAAACUUUAUGACUUCACAACUAGCGAUAAUGGCAAUGAUUCCAAUAUUCAAGUCCCUAGCUCCAUCAUAUAAGAUCCGUGCAUUAACAGAUAUGGAAAAACGCGAAAAAGUAAGCCGAGAAGUGGCUAGAUUGAGACAAUUUGAGCAAAGUUUAGUUAUCAACUAUAAGGCUUAUAUUGACUUACUCUAUCGUCUAUCAAAAGUGUCAUAUUCCAAUUCAGUCAAUAACAAUAAGAUCAGUAGUGAUCAAUUGAAAAGAGGCAAUUUAGCAGUUAAAGCAGCCCAAGAGCUAUGUCUUUCGUCAUUGCGACAUUUCAAUUAUCGCUCAGAGCUAUUCACAAUAUUGAUCAAGAGGUUGAACAAAAAGCCCAAACAAGCAGAGGACUUUCCUGUUUUCGUGAAAUCGAUACGUGUUUUGGAACUGUUGCUAAAGGAAGAUGAAGAAAAUGGAGAUAUUACACAAGACAUUAUUAAAAUAAUGACCAAAACAAUCAAGGACAAAAAAUUUCGAGUUGAUGAAUCCGUGUUGAAUAUAUUCUUGUCUAUUUCGCUUUUAGAGGAUUAUGACCCCAACAACAAUAGCAAUAAAGAAACACCAAAGACCAAACUUCGCAAGAAAGAUCGCGUUCAUCUUUCUAAAAAGGAAAGAAAGAAUAGGAAAGAACUUAAGGAGAUUGAAGAGGAACUAAGAGUUGCACAGCAAGCAAUAACCGUAGAACAACGCGAGAAGUAUCAAUCUGAGGUAUUAAAAAUGGUUCUCAUGACAUAUUUAGAGAUACUAAAAGCCGGUCAAAGUUCAUUUACUCAUGAAGAAGGCAAUAGGUAUCAGGAUGCUAGUAACUUAAUGGGCAGUGUGUUGGAAGGACUAAGCAAAUUUGGUCAAAUGUCAAAUUUUGACCUUCUUGGUGAUUUCUUACAGGUUCUUCGUGAGAUCAUGUUGGAAAUUUGCGAAGAGCAUUCAGUAGAAGGCGGUGUUUUUUCAGGUAAGCAAAUUCGCACAAUACUCUUGUGCAUUGCUACAUCGUUUUCGCUUGUCCUCAAUCAUGGAUCAGUAGGUAAAUUGCCAAUUGCUAUAGAUUUCAGUAUCUUCAUUGACACAUUGUACAAAAUCACCUCGGAUAUUUCCCUUGAUUUUGAUUUGGAGUUUAGUCAUAAAACAUUAAGAUUAGCAGACCCCUUGUCCGAAGAACAACUUACGAAACCAGCAGUGAAUGUUUCGACGAAAGCUGAACUUCUUCUUCGCUGUCUUGAUUUCAUUUUUUUCCGCUCAAAAAAUGGUACUAUAUCUAGAGCAGCAGCAUUUACUAAACGAUUAUAUAUCCUUUCUUUACAAACACCAGAGAAGACCACAUUGGCAAUUCUUAAAUUUGUUGGUAAAUUGAUGAGUCGUUACGAUAAUAAUUUAAAGGGAUUAUGGAAUACAGAAGAGAGAAUAAGUGGCGAGGGCGAUUAUAUUCUAGGUAUUGAAAAAGAUGAUGAAGCUAUUAUCAAGGUGGAAAGAUGUAAUUUUGGUGCUGCCACCUUAUGGGAAAAUGUACUCUUGGACAAUUACUAUUGUCCGUUGGUUAAAGAUGGCUCUCGGUCAUUGAUGAAAAACUGCAAAAUUAGCGGGCGAAAAUAA